AUGUCGAUGCCUGUAAAGCUUGAGGAGGAGGAGUCCACCGUCGCUUCGGAGCUGGAGCAUACCAACUGCAGCAGCACUCUGGAGCACACGGGCGACACGCGCGGCUUGAAGAAGGCUGCAUCCUACCUCUCUCAAUGCACGACACUGUCUGCUGGCCUGAGCCAUGUGAGUCACGAGAAUCUGAGCGUGGCAAGCGAAUCACAGGUGUCAGCUCCGGAAUUCUCGGCCAUCAAGCCGGAUGUUGAGAACGCUUUGGGGGUGGAGCCCCCAGAAGUGAUCAGCAUCUGGACGUGGCGUUCCAUUGGCAUCGUGGCGAAUGGAUUCCUUCUUGCUUUCAUGAACGCCACAUGCACUGGGGUUGCAUACGGUUUCUUCCUUGGCUACAUGGGUUUGGAUUCCUAUGUUAUGUCGUCCAUCACAGCACUCAUGAAGCUUCCAGACGUGCUGCUUCUACCGUUCGGUGUGAUGACCGACUGCCUCCCCAUUCGUGGCCAACACAGGAAGCCUUGGUUGCUGGUGGCCUGGUCCAUUGCAGGCAUUGCGCUCCUCGCCAUGAGUUUGAAGCCACAGCCCGCCCCAUUCUACUGCCAAGACGCGAAUGGUGAUUACGACUGGUACGUGCCGCCGUGCAAUCCUGACAUUCACAAGGAGAAGAACUGGUACGUUUUCCCGCUGUUCAUGCUGACCGCAGGUGUGCAGCUGGGGAGCGUGGCUGGUGAAGGCCUGCUGUUGGAAUACUCCCAGCGUGAGCCUGUCGAACGCCGUGGGCACAUCAAGUCGGAGAUGACGAUGGCAUGCACGGCGGGAGCUUUGACGUCGUCUUUGUUCCUUGGCAUCUUCAUGAAUGGCAAGGCAUAUUUGGGAACAUUCGACUGGGGGUUGUCCUUCAGCGGCCUGAUGAGCGUUUGCUUGGUCUUGGUCAUCUUCAUCAUCCCAAUUACCGUGCUUUGCGUCCAUGAGCCCCCGAAGUCUGGGCAGCGCACCUCGUGCCGUGCCCAUGUAAAGUCUUCCUGGGAGCUCGUUCAGAAGAAGGCUCUUUCGAGCCUUCUCUUUUUCGCUUUCUUCGUCCAGUUUCUUGUCUCCCAGACGACGACCGCCGGACCAAUGGUUCGGAGCCAGUGGGCACACGUGAAAGUCCUGCAGCAGCAGAUGUUUAGCAUGGCUGGGUUGGCCGUCAUGAUGGCAGCAACCUGGAUGUACAAGAUGUUCUUCCUGCAAGUCAGCUGGAGAAAGGCCAUCUGCAUCGCCAUCGUCACUGUCACCGUGUCCGACGCAAUCCCAACCUUCCUCACGACCUUUGGCGUGGUGCGGAGCCAGUACUUCUACCUCGGCGAGGACGUCGUUGGAAGCAUUCCCAUGGCCGUGUUGCAGUUGGUCUCGAAUCUGAUGAUCAUUGAGCUGGCGGAGACGGGCCGCGAAGGACUCUGCUAUGGAUUGAUCGGCACACUUCAACACUCCGCCAUACCGUUUGCCACCGUCGUCAGCAAUCAGAUCUACGGGCUCUUCAACCCCAAGUUGUCCAACCUCGAGAACUACGUCAUGGACACCCCCGCGUUCCGGUCGACCGUUGCGUGGUCCUAUGUGCUGACGUACUCGACCUCCUUCAUCGCGUUGGGCUUUCUUCCCCUGAUCCCCUGGCAGAAGGCGGAGGCCCACAGGCGGAAGAAGGAGUGGAGCUCCAACUCCCUCAUGGCAGCCAUGGUUCUGGCGAUCCCAGCCGCCUGCUUGAUCUACGGAAUCAUUGUCUUGAUGCUCACAAGCCAGCCCGAGACGGCUUGCCUUCGAUGGGUGGGUGGCCAGGGCUGCGAAAAUCUCAGCUGA
Symbiodinium natans is the source of this 1821-nucleotide messenger RNA. NCBI's taxonomy places the organism in Eukaryota, Dinophyceae, Suessiales, Symbiodiniaceae. The record is from the annotation of a GenBank genome assembly.